GGGGCUGCGCGCGCCAUGGAGCCGCGGUGCCCGCCGCCGUGCGGCUGCUGCGAGCGGCUGGUGCUCAACGUGGCCGGGCUGCGCUUCGAGACGCGGGCGCGGACGCUGGGCCGCUUCCCGGACACGCUGCUAGGGGACCCGGCGCGCCGGGACCGCUUCUACGACUGCGCGCGCCGCGAGUACUUCUUUGACCGGCACCGGCCCAGCUUCGACGCCGUGCUCUACUACUACCAGUCCGGCGGCCGGCUGCGGCGGCCGGCGCACGUGCCGCUCGACGUCUUCCUGGAGGAGGUGGCCUUUUACGGGCUGGGCGCGGCGGCGCUGGCGCGCCUGCGCGAGGACGAGGGCUGCCCCUUGCCGCCCGAGCGCCCCCUGCCCCGCCGCGCCUUCGCGCGCCAGCUCUGGCUGCUCUUCGAGUUCCCCGAGAGUUCGCAGGCCGCGCGCGUGCUCGCCGUCGUCUCCGUGCUCGUCAUCCUCGUCUCCAUCGUCGUCUUCUGCCUCGAGACGCUGCCCGACUUCCGCAACGACCGCGACAGCCCGGGGCUCGCUGCCGUGGCGGCUGCCGGCCCGUUCCCUGCUCGGCUGAAUGGCUCCAGCCCAGUGCCCGGAACCCUGUCUCGCAUGCCCUUCGACGACCCGUUCUUUAUGGUGGAGACGUUGUGCAUCUGUUGGUUCUCCUUUGAGCUACUGGUGCGCCUGGCGACCUGCCCAAGCAAGGCGGCCUUUUUCAAGAACGUGAUGAACCUCAUCGAUUUUGUGGCCAUCCUCCCCUACUUUGUGGCGCUAGGCACCGAGCUAGCCAGGCAACGGGGCGUGGGCCAGCCGGCCAUGUCACUGGCCAUACUACGAGUUAUCCGACUGGUGCGCGUCUUCCGGAUCUUCAAGCUGUCCCGGCACUCAAAGGGCCUGCAGAUCUUGGGCCAGACACUACGGGCCUCCAUGCGUGAGCUGGGUCUCCUCAUCUUCUUCCUCUUCAUCGGUGUGGUUCUCUUCUCCAGCGCGGUCUACUUUGCGGAGGCCGACCGGGAAGAUUCCCAUUUCACCAGCAUCCCUGAGUCCUUUUGGUGGGCGGUGGUCACCAUGACCACGGUCGGCUAUGGAGACAUGGCACCCGUCACUGUGGGUGGCAAGAUAGUGGGCUCUCUGUGCGCCAUCGCCGGUGUGCUGACCAUUUCCCUGCCUGUGCCGGUCAUUGUCUCCAACUUCAGCUACUUUUACCACCGGGAGACAGAGGGCGAAGAGGCCGGAAUGUACAGCCAUGUGGACACGCAGCCCUGUGGCCCACUGGAGGGCAAGGUCAAUGGGGGGUUGGUGGACGGAGAGAUGCCUGAGCUACCACCUCCACUCUGGGCCCCCCCUGGGAAACACAUGGUCACCGAAGUGUGAGGGACU
Molecule: messenger RNA, 1392 nt
Organism: Panthera uncia (snow leopard)
Lineage: Eukaryota; Metazoa; Chordata; Mammalia; Carnivora; Felidae
Gene: KCNA7
Product: potassium voltage-gated channel subfamily A member 7
Exons: 2
Coding region: 16-1386 (456 amino acids)
Biological process (GO): potassium ion transmembrane transport; protein homooligomerization
Cellular component (GO): voltage-gated potassium channel complex; membrane
Molecular function (GO): delayed rectifier potassium channel activity; protein binding
Source: RefSeq, a predicted model, not a curated record